Oryza brachyantha (malo sina) is the source of this 675-nucleotide messenger RNA. RefSeq lists its product as uncharacterized. Lineage: Eukaryota; Viridiplantae; Streptophyta; Magnoliopsida; Poales; Poaceae. The transcript is spliced from 3 exons. Bases 171 to 449 code for a protein of 92 amino acids. The record is from RefSeq and is a predicted model, not a curated record. Gene Ontology annotation, cellular component: mitochondrion.
GGGCCGACCCAGUACCCAUUUGCGACUUUCUCUCCCUCUCCCUUCCCCGAGUCAAUGUCCGCGUCCCCUUCCAUGGGCGUUAGGGUUUAACUCCGACUGCUCGAUCUCCCCAGUCCCCACUACCGCCCUCGCCGGCGUCGAUCCGAUACGGCGUGCCUGGUUGCUGCACCAUGGGGUACCUCCAGGAGGCCAGGGAGAAUCACGUCAAGAAGAAGGUGGAGGAAGCUUUGCGCAGCAAAAUGAAACAGAAGGCCCUUAAGGAAUGUGAUUUCUACUGCUCAAAAUAUGCUGAGUGUGCUCGAGGAAGAACUUUUUCUGUAGUAUGGCAAUGCCGCAAACAAGCAAAAGAGUUGAACGAUUGCCUUCAUCAAUUCACAAACGAUGCAGUCCUGGAAGAAAUGAAGAAAGCUUACAUGGUUGAGCAAGAGAGCAAGGAAAAGAACCGAUAAGCAUUAUGCAAUGGCCAAUGGGUUUCUCCAUGCUUGUACGUACAUUGCUCCUUUUGGAAUUCGGUAGUUGCCUACUGGUUUUCUUAAUUGAUUUUAUGCUGAGUUCCUGGAGACUUGAAAACAUUGAUUUUGUUCCACAUGCAUAAUCUGGUAUAAGAUCAAGGUCCCUGUGCGAACGCCCCCUUGAAUUACUAUAUAACUUAUAGCUGCCUGCAGCCUUUUGUUA